Molecule: messenger RNA, 1104 nt
Organism: Melanaphis sacchari
Lineage: Eukaryota; Metazoa; Arthropoda; Insecta; Hemiptera; Aphididae
Gene: His2Av
Product: histone H2A.V
Exons: 5
Coding region: 322-708 (128 amino acids)
Cellular component (GO): nucleosome
Molecular function (GO): protein heterodimerization activity; structural constituent of chromatin; DNA binding
Source: RefSeq, a predicted model, not a curated record
GACGACUGUUUGCUGCCGCCGCUCAUUGCUCGUCCUCUGACUGGUCAGUGUAACAUUCGGUUAAAUUUUUUCUCCGUUUUUUUUUCUCAACGGUUUUUUACAACCGCACGCCCGAGUGCCCGACUAGUUGAAAGCAUCUCGUCACGUACGCGCGCGCAAAAUACAGUUAGUAGUUACACCGUGCAACAUCCACCGUCCGUCGAACACCGUUGUCGACGAACUCGUACCGGCUGUGUCGUUUGUGUCGCACAACGACAACGAUACGUUCCAGAUUCAACCAACGCCGUCUCGUAACAACAGAGCACCACCGCCUUAGCAAAAAUGGCUGGUGGUAAAGCGGGUAAAGACUCCGGUAAAUCCAAGGCGAAAGCUGUAUCCAGAUCCGCCAGGGCAGGAUUACAGUUUCCAGUGGGAAGAAUUCAUCGUCAUUUAAAAAAUCGUACUACAAGUCAUGGCCGUGUAGGAGCGACAGCGGCUGUAUACAGUGCUGCCAUUUUAGAAUAUUUGACUGCUGAAGUACUUGAAUUGGCUGGUAAUGCAUCAAAGGAUUUAAAAGUGAAGCGUAUCACGCCACGUCAUUUGCAACUUGCCAUCAGAGGAGAUGAAGAAUUAGACACACUCAUCAGAGCUACAAUUGCAGGAGGAGGUGUUAUCCCUCAUAUCCACAAAUCCCUCAUCGGCAAAAAGGGAUCUCAAAAACCACAGUAAAAUUCCACCUGCCAUACAAGACUUUAAUUAAAUGUAAAACAUUUAUUUGUAAUUUGUAAGCUAUGUAAUUUGAUUUUAUUCUUUUGCCUUUUUCAAUAAUUAAUUUUAUACCUCACAAUAUUAUAAAAUGAUUCCAUUUGCUAUUUUUGUGCGAGUGUAGGAGGUAUAAAACUUCUUAUGGCAAAGACUAAUUAUAUUAAGACAAAGUAAACUUCGACUUUUUUUUUUAAUUAUAUCAAUUUUUUCACUAAAGUUAUAUCAAUUGAAAAUUGUUUUUGAUUAUGUUUCUAAUCGAAAAUCUCGAUUACGUAAAAUCUAGAAUGUACAAUAUUUUUUUGUAUUAUUCACUUAAAAGAUAAAAAAAAAAAAAUAAAAUAUAUCCAUUUCUUUUUAUAA